AUGGGGUCCCCAGGCCCGCCGUCGGCAGCCCUGGAGGAGCACCUGGUGGCCUGCGUGCAGCACAGCCUGGGCCUGUACCUGUUUGACAACGCCUGCUUCCUGUGCGAGCGCCUGGUGGCGCAGUUUCCGUCGGAGGCCAACCUGUUCCUGCUGGCCACCUGCUACCACCGCUCCAACCAGUCCUUCCGCGCCUACCACCUGCUCAAGGGCCUGACCGGCGAGCAGAGCCGCUACCUGUACGCCCUCUGCGCCAUGCAGCUGGGCAAGCUGACGGAGGCGGAGACGGCGCUGCUGCCAGACAACGACGCCUCCAGGGUGCCCAACGGCGGCGCGGGCUUUUACCUGCUGGGGCGCAUCCACCAGCUGUCCAACCGCCAUUCCGCCGCCAUUGCCUACUACAGCACCGCGCUGCAGCUGGACCCCAUGCUGUGGUCGGCCUUCGAGGAGCUGUGCGGGCUGGGGGCAGACCACGAGGCGGGGCAGUACCUGGCGGCCGCGGGCGCAGCCGGUACCGCAGCAGCCGCCACCGGCGCCGCCGGCCCCGCCGCCACCGCCGGGGGCGCACCCCACAGCGCCAUGGGCGGCGGCGGCAUGCCCUCCACCUCCACCUCCACCUUCCAGCACGGCGUGGACAGCGGGGGCACCCCUUCCCCGGGAUCCUACGUCACGCCCUCGCCGGGAGGCCGCCCCUCGGCAGCCCCGCCGCCGCCCGCGCCCAAGGUGGGGGGCCCCGCAGCGGCGCGCCCCUCCUGGCCCGCCACCAACACGCCCGCCCCGCUGCCCGUCACCGCCGGCGGCAGCCUGGCGAUGCCGGGCACCAGCGGCGGCGGCGGCGGCGGCGGCGGCGCGCAGCGCAAGUUUGUGGACGAGGGCAAGCUGCGAAAGGUGUCCAACAAGCUGUUUGCCGACCCCGCCAGCAUGCUCAAAGAGCUGCGCUGGCAGGAAGGGGAGGCAGGCGGCGGCGCCAGCGGCAGCGGCGCCAGCGGCGGCGGCGGCGGCGGCGCGGCUGGGGCAGCGGGCGGCAGCCUGGCCGACGUGGCGGCGCUGCACGGCGUGCCGCGCGGCCAGCGGUCUCAGGAGGGGCAGCAGCAGGCGCUGCCGCUGCUGCAGGCCCUGGGGGAGGGCUACCGCCUGCUGUGCAUGUACAGGUGCCAGGAGGCGGUCGACGCACUGAGCCGCCUGCCGCCGCACCAGUACCAGACGGGGUGGGUGCUGUGCUGCGUGGGCCGCGCUUUCUUUGAGAUGGUCGACUACCCCGAGGCAGCCAAGGCCUUCAGCUGGGCAAGACAGGUGGAUCCGUACCGCCUGCGCGGCCUGGAGGUGUACAGCACGGUGCUGUGGCACUGCAAGCGGGAGGUGGAGCUAGCGCAGCUGGCGCAGGCCGCCUCCUCGCUGGACCGCCACUCGCCCUACGCCUGGUGUGCCAUGGGCAACUGCUUCUCGCUGCAAAAGGAGCACGAGACCGCGCUGCGCUACUUCCAGCGCGCGCUGCAGCUGGACCCCACACUGCCGUACGCCUACACGCUGGCGGGCCACGAGUACUUUGCCAACGAAGACUUCGAGAAGGGCAUCACCUGCUACCGCAACGCCAUACGCAUCGACCCGCGCCACUACAACGCAUGGUUUGGCAUGGGCCACAUCUAUUACCGCCAGGAGAAGUACGGCAUGGCUGAGUACCACUUCAGGCGCGCCCUCUCCAUCAACGACCGCUCCUCCGUGCUGCGCUGCUACCUGGGCAUGGCGCUGCACAAGCUGAAGCGCAGCGGCGAGGCGCUGGAGACGCUGGGGCAGGCCAUCGCCGCCGACCCGCGCAACCCGCUGGCCAAGUUUGAGCGCGCCGCGGUGCUGAUGGCGGAGGACCGGUGGCGGGAUGCGCUGGCGGAGCUGCACGCGCUCAAGGACCUGGCCCCGCGCGAGGCCAGCGUGCUGUUCCACAUGGGCAAGAUCUACAAGAAGCUGGACAUGCUGGAUGAGGCCAUGGCCUGCUUCGCACACGCGCUCGACCUGCAGCCGCCCUCGGCAGACACAAACCUCAUCAAGGGCGCCAUCGAGAAGCUGCGCACCCCGGACGACAACGAGGAGGAGGAGAUUUGA
Chlorella variabilis is the source of this 2094-nucleotide messenger RNA. RefSeq lists its product as hypothetical. Gene Ontology annotation, biological process: cell division. The record is from RefSeq and is a predicted model, not a curated record. NCBI's taxonomy places the organism in Eukaryota, Viridiplantae, Chlorophyta, Trebouxiophyceae, Chlorellales, Chlorellaceae. Gene Ontology annotation, molecular function: protein binding. The transcript is spliced from 11 exons. The coding region runs from base 1 to 2094 and encodes 697 amino acids.